Molecule: messenger RNA, 3267 nt
Organism: Wyeomyia smithii (pitcher-plant mosquito)
Lineage: Eukaryota; Metazoa; Arthropoda; Insecta; Diptera; Culicidae
Exons: 1
Coding region: 1-3267 (1088 amino acids)
Source: RefSeq, a predicted model, not a curated record
AUGUGCAACGGUCCGGAAGAGGACGACUACCAUAUGGUAAGCUGUAAUCAUUGCAACUUAUGGGCGCAUUUUUCCUGCGCUGGUGUCGGUGAAGAUAUACGUGAUGUAGAUUGGUUCUGCCCCAAGUGUAAAAAGUCCGACAGCCAGCUGAAGGUUCCGAAAGGAAAUAAGAAACCCGGUAAGAAGACUGGUAGUGCUCGUAGCGAUGCGGAAUCUGCUCGCAGUGCCAGUUCUAUUCUAGACACUGAACUAUUGCAACUCGAAGAAGAGCAGAGAGAUAAAGAGCGAGCAUUGGAGAAAGAGAUGAUACUUCGGGCGAAACGAUUGGAGUUACAGAGAGCCUGGAAGAGAAAACAGAUACAACGCGAAAGAGAAAUGCGUGAGCAGGAACUACAGCAAGAAAGAGAGUUGCAAGAUCUUCAGCUGAUGCAGGAGCCGGAAUUAAUGGACCGCCAGCUAGCAGCCGAAGAAGAGUUUCUGAGAAAGAGGGAUCUAUUACGGGAGCGUAUGAAUGCAAGCGCUGCACAUCUACAACAGCUGAUGAAUGAAGGCGCAGCUGGUGGAUCGAAAGCGGGAUCCGAUAAAGCUAAAAGAGAUAGAAUAAGAAGUUGGGUAGAUAGACAAGAAAUAAAUAAAUAUGAAGAUUUAAAUUCGAUUCGCCAAGAUGAAGAAAGGCGAUCGACGGUGAGUUACAAGGAUAGGCCAGAUGAUAAAUUGGAACAUGAUUCACUUGAGAGUGGUUCUGAGCUGAGUGAUCCGAGAUCCCAGAGCAGAAGGCAAGACGGGCCGGGGCAGUCGAGAGUAACGAAAGAUCAGUUAGCGGCACGGCAGGUGGUGUCGAAACAUUUGCCAACAUUUAGGGGUGAGCCUGAAGUUUGGCCCUUGUUCAUUAGUAGUUUUGAACAUACAACAAGAGCGUGCGGGUUUACAAAUUUAGAUAACCUUAAAAGGUUGCAGGACAGCCUGCAAGGGGAUGCGUUAGAAGCGGUUAGAAGUAGAUUAGUGCUCCCGGACUCGGUCCCAGAUGUCGUAGAAGACCUUCGUAAACUUUUCGGAAGGCCAGAAAAGUUGCUGAGGGCAUUGUUAUUGAAAGUACGGAAAACACAAGCCCCUGACUCGGACAAUUUGAAAACAUUUAUCCAUUUUGGAAUCAAUGUUAAGCAACUUUGCGAUCAUUUAGAAGCUGCUCAAUUAACGGAUCAUUUAAACAACCCCAUGUUAGUGCAGGAAUUGGUAGAAAAACUACCGACUAACUACAAACUGGAUUGGGUCCGGUAUAAGCGGGGACGACACGGUACUCCGUUAAGGUUGUUCACUGACUUUAUGACUGAAGUGGUAUCGGAUGUAUCAGAGGUUUCCGACUGCAUGGAUUUACCACAAGCUCAACCAGUUAAACUCAGCGGGAGCGCGGGUGCAAAGAGAAAAGAAUUCGUGCAUAUGCAUGGGGCGGCGCAGAAGGCACUGGCUCAACCACAAACGGAUGGUGGUGGCGAGCCGUGUUGGAUUUGCAAACGAACCGACCAUAAACUCAGGUUUUGUGAUGAAUUCAAACGAAUGAACCUGACAGACCGGAUGAAGGCUGUAGAAAGGCUGAAGCUCUGCGUUCUCUGUUUAAAUAAUCAUGGAACCAGUCGAUGCAAUUUUAAGCUACGCUGUACAGUCGGUGAGUGCAACGGUAAUCACCACACGCUGCUGCAUCGAAGGGAAGAAUCGGUUCGACUAAUGGAAGUCAACUGUAACGCACACGAAAAUUUUCGUCGAUCAGUGAUUUUUCGGAUGGUUCCUGUGACCCUCUACGCAGGAAAUAUAGUUGUCAAAACAUUGGCUUUCUUGGAUGAAGGAUCCUCUAGUACGCUGAUAGAACAAUCAGUAGCCAAUCAGUUGAAGGUAAGAGGUGCACCAGAACCAUUGAUCGUUACCUGGACGGGAGACAUUAAGCGGUAUGAGAACGAUUCGCGCAGAAUUACUUUAAUGCUCUCUGCACAGGGAUCGAGCGAUAAGUUUGCUUUAGAAAAUGUCCGCACAGUCUCCAAGCUGGUUUUGCCGAAACAGAGUCUCCGGUUUGCUGAAAUAGGGACACGAUUUCCGCAUUUAGCAGGUUUGCCAGUAGCCGACCACGUAGGAGAAGAGCCAGCCAUCUUAAUAGGGCUGGAUAAUCUGCAUUUGUUCGCGCCGCAGGAGUCAAGGAUUGGUCAACCUGGUGAACCAAUCGCAGUACGGUCUAGACUGGGAUGGACGGUCUACGGGCCAGAAAAAAGGCAAAAGGAAAAUGCGGCCACUUUCCUCAAUUUACAUGUCACAGAAUCGGUUAGCAAUCAGGAACUGCACGAUAUGAUGCGAGCGCAAUAUGUCCUUGAUGAGGCGGGAGUUGCAACCUUCGCUGUUCCAGAAUCACUGGAAAACCAAAGAGCAAAAGCGAUACAACUAAAAACUACAAAACAAGUGGGAGAUCGUUUCGUAACGGGGUUACUUUGGCGAAAGGACGAACGACGGUUUCCAGACAGCUAUCCAAUGGCUGUGCGAAGGGCAAAGGCUCUUGAAAGAAGGUUGGAGCGAGAUGAGGUGUUAAAAAACAUCGUAUGCAAGCAGAUAGACGAUUAUCAGGCGAAAGGGUAUGCCCACAAAGCCACAAAGGAAGAACUAUCCGGAACGCCAUCGUCAGCAGUUUGGUAUUUGCCACUAAAUGUGGUAGUUAAUCCGCGAAAACCGGGAAAGGUACGCCUAGUUUGGGAUGCUGCAGCGUGCGUACGGGGAGUGUCAUUGAAUACACAGCUCCUCAAAGGGCCAGACAUGCUUGUAUCCCUCCCGAAAGUAAUUUGCCGCUUUAGAGAGAAGCCGGUUGCGUUCGGAGGAGACAUCGAGGAGAUGUAUCACCAGGUUCGCGUUAGAAAUGAAGAUAAAUCUGCACAACGUUUUCUUUUUCGUUCGACAAGCGAUGACGAGCUGCAAGUGUACGUGAUGGACGUACUCACGUUCGGCGCAACGUGCUCCCCGAGCUCAGCGCAAUACGUCAAAAAUGUGAACGCAGGGCGGUUCGCAGAAAAAUUUCCGGAAGCAGCAGCAGCUGUUGUCGAUCGACAUUAUGUUGAUGACUAUUAUGAUAGUGCGGACACCGUAGCUGAAGCGAUCGAUCGGGCUAAGGCGGUGAAAUUUAUUCAUUCUAAGGGAGGAUUCAACAUUAGAAACUGGGUGUCGAAUUCUAGCACCGUUUUGGAGGAAAUGGGAGAGCGAAGUGAGAAUGCAGCAGUGCAUUUCAACAAAAAUUAA